Lepisosteus oculatus (spotted gar) is the source of this 2311-nucleotide messenger RNA. Its product is annotated as MANSC domain-containing protein 4. The record is from RefSeq and is a predicted model, not a curated record. NCBI's taxonomy places the organism in Eukaryota, Metazoa, Chordata, Actinopteri, Semionotiformes, Lepisosteidae.
UCCACUCGGCGAUGCAGAAUGAGCACACCUGUUAAAAACAUCCAAAGACGUUAAAGCGCGCACCUUAGUCUAAAUGAAAAUAACAGCAAACGCCUGAUGCCAGAGAAAAGACACGUACAUGUUUUCAACUUCAAAACAUGAUUUGAUGCUCUGGCAUACACCAGCAAUGACAGCUACAUGGGGAGUUUUAAUGAUUCUAGGUUUGCUGUGCAAUACGGAGUCGAAGUGUUCACCUACCACUUUUUACAAAAAUUGCUGGAUUCGUCGUUUUCCUGGGAUUUUUAUUGACCUUGUCGAGUCUCAAAGAAAAGGCGCACAGCUACUGAAGUUUUACCAGGAAGACACUGCUAUGAACUGUAGUAAAGCGUGCUGCCUCACAAGAAAUGUCUCCUGUAAUCUUGCGGUGUUUCAUUACGAGACCACAGAGAACAGUGUCAACUGCUUCCACUUCAACUGUCCAACGCUGGAGAGCUGCAUCCUGAGAAGGAGGAGCAAUGUCAUCCUGUACAACAUUACAAAAGGCGUUGAUCCAGACCUGCUUGUUUUUGGCAAGUAUUUUACAUCGAGCCUUCGACUGUGGCCCAACCUCUCAACCUCGAGAUCCAACACCUCUGAGUCCUCAUCCUUGGACAAGCGCCAGUUUCACCGGCCACCCCUUUCUUCCUUCACUUCCCAGACUUCCCCUGACAUGAAGGUCUUGACAUCCCCACAGCAAGCGGACUGGGGGAUGAGGAAAACCACUCAAACAACCUCUAUCUUUGUCAGCACACCGCAGGCCAGUGUACACAGCACAGUGAAUACCUUGGCAGUGGAGGCUGUUAUGGGCAAUACUACACUGCAGCCGAUUCUGAACACCUCCCCAGCAGGGAACCUCACAGCAGUGUCUGCUGUAACUAAGCCCUACUCCAAUAUUGUGGUACCAGUCAAUUUUGACAGCAGCAAGCAAUACCCCAAUGAUACCAAGGGUUAUGUCAUGAGGAACCACACUUCUGAGGAGGCACCUGGCCAUCUGAGACCAGUCUGGGAGUUGGCCACAGGAGCGCUGCUGGCCCCAGUGAUCAUCUGCUCCAGCAUUCUUCUGGCCUGUUGCUGCACCAUCCUGUUUGCAGUAGGCUGGCGUAGCCGGAAGAGGGGUCAUUACAAGACAACCUGGAGAAUCAAGAGGGGCUCAAUGCGUUUGAUAAAGUAUGUCAUUGUGAGGGAAAGCUUGUGAUGGGGGGGAAACCCAAGUCUCUAGUCAAUAAAAAAAACAUCCGGCCGAGUCCAAGCAAAACCUGGGUCUCCCACCAUUUACUGCUUCCAGAUCAGUCCUGUCAAUGUCCUAUAAACAGAAUAAAGUAAAUGAAAAAAUAGAACAGAAAGUAAAUUAAAAAUAUACAGUAUACAAUCGCUCCUUAUCUUUUCAUUCAUGAAAGUGUGUUCUUUAUCUGAGCGAUAUUAACUGCCGGUCCAGUAUUUAGAAAUGGUUGCUGUAUGGAAGGAAUGGGAUGAUUUAAUGGUUCCCGAAACAGAACCUACAGUACAACUGAUGAUGCAUCUGCAGUUAGAUAUGGGAAAGGAAGAUCAAUCCUUGAUGAUAUUUCAGAAUACACUGAUGCAAAAUAAAAAUGCUCUAGGACCUUAUAUUAUUUCGAAUGCAUGUGGUUGUGAUAAACAUUUCAAGAAAUUUCAAGUCAUCUUCACUUAAAUACUUAAUUCACCCAGGGGACUUGACCUUAGAUCUGGAAGGACCACCCUCAGUGCCAUUGACAAGAGAAGCUUUCACUUCCCAUGGUAAAUUUGAUAUACAAGUCUUUUCUGUUUGAAACGAAAUCCACCUGAAAGUGCUUUCUACAGCGGGCCUUUCCGUCACACAAGAUGGCGUGUGAGUUUUCCCUGAAACUGCAAAAUGAAAGGCAAAGCUGUGUUGUAUUCAUAGAUGAAGAGGCAAUAAUUCCAGUGUUGUGGAUCAAGGAACAAGCUUGCACUGUAGCUUUAGUCUAGGAAAAGACGGUAUUUGAGAAAAGAAAAUCAUGUCUCACAGUAUUUCAUUUUAGGUGGGAAAAUUGUACUUUUUCAUCUUCAGUUUGGGACAAUCAUUCUGUUGUUAGUAGACUUCCCUUCAGAAAGAUUUUUAGCUGUUGUGAGAAGCACAAUCUUUGUUCUGUCAAUUGAGUAAUACGUUAAAGUGCUCUGUUUUUUUUCUUUAUUUAAAGAAGCCUUUGCACUAAAUCAGUGUCAGUGUUUGUAGCUUAUUCUUUAAAUCACUAUCUGAAUGUAUUAAAAUGUACAGUAUAUACAGUGCCUUGCGAAAGUAUUCGGCCCCCUUGAA